Grosmannia clavigera kw1407 is the source of this 798-nucleotide messenger RNA. RefSeq names its product pyridoxamine phosphate oxidase. Bases 1 to 798 code for a protein of 265 amino acids. The transcript is spliced from 2 exons. Lineage: Eukaryota; Fungi; Ascomycota; Sordariomycetes; Ophiostomatales; Ophiostomataceae. The record is from RefSeq and is a predicted model, not a curated record. Gene Ontology annotation, cellular component: nucleus; cytoplasm.
AUGGAGCAGAUUCCCCUAAACUACGAGGCCUCUGACGGCGACACCAACAAGCAGACGACGGCCUCUCUGCCCACCGAGGUGGUUCAAUGUUUGGAGAAUGCCCGAUUUCUGCACCUGGCCACGUGUGUGAACAACGUGCCGCACGUCUCACUCAUGAAUUACACCUAUCUGCCGGAGGCCAGUCCGGUCAUCGCCAUGACGACCAAUCCGGCCAGCAAGAAGACCCACAACAUUGUGGCCAACCCAAACGUGUCUCUGCUGGUGCACGACUGGGUCUCGCACCGGCCGCUGACCCGCCGCCUGUCGACCGACAGCAACAUGGACGAUGGCAGUGGCGGCAGCCCCGGUGCCGGUGCUGGUGGUAAUGGUAGUGGCGGCGGUUCGCCGGAGCCGUCCAGCCUGGCGACGCUCCUGCUCAAUCUCAACACGGCCGCGGUCUCGUCCAUCUCGGCCACCAUCAACGGUACCGCCCGCGUGCUACCGCAGGGCUCGCCCGAGGAGGCCUACUAUCGUCAGCAGCACCUCGCCAACAACACCUUUGAUGCCGAUCCCGUCGGCCCGCAGGAGCGCCGCAUCCAUCAGCAGAUUGCCCGCGCCGGCACGUCUACGGCCGCAGACCCCCGGCCCGAGAACGGCAGCAGCCGCUUCGUCGCCGGCGAGGAGGUGCGCGUCAUCGUCGUCCACAUCCACGACGUCCGCAUCAGCGACUGGAAGGGCCAAGUCCGCGACUGGGUGCUGGCGCCGGCGCCAGGCUUGCAGACCAGUCCCGCCGCCAACGGCAUCAUCGGAGGUCACUAG